Messenger RNA from Penicillium lagena, 1254 nucleotides. RefSeq names its product lipoate synthase. The transcript has a single exon. The record is from RefSeq and is a predicted model, not a curated record. Gene Ontology annotation, cellular component: mitochondrion. Gene Ontology annotation, biological process: lipoate biosynthetic process. Gene Ontology annotation, molecular function: 4 iron, 4 sulfur cluster binding; lipoate synthase activity. Bases 1 to 1254 code for a protein of 417 amino acids. NCBI's taxonomy places the organism in Eukaryota, Fungi, Ascomycota, Eurotiomycetes, Eurotiales, Aspergillaceae.
AUGGCAGCGCCUUCACGAAGUCUGCGGCAUCUAUCAUCAUCCGUGAGAGCAUCCGUCUCUCGUCCAUCUCUCUCGGUAGGAUGCCGAGGCUACGCAACGACCGAUCCGUCCUCCGCCACCACCUCCGAUACUCCGGGAGUCACCCGGCGACCUCGAACGACCUUUCAAGAUAAACUGAAUGCAGGCCCCUCAUUCUCAGAUUUCGUAUCCGGGGGCACCGAUAAUGCUCCGCUCGACCCAUCUGAGGCGUACGCGCUCAAAACCGCGCUGGUCGGGCCAGCCGGGCGCAAGAAGGAAAUGACCCGUCUGCCCUCGUGGCUGAAGACCCCGAUCCCAGAUUCGAAGAACUACCAGCGCCUGAAGAAGGAUCUUCGCGGAUUGAAUCUCCACACCGUCUGCGAAGAGGCUCGGUGCCCCAAUAUUUCCGACUGCUGGGGCGGCAACGACAAGUCUGCCGCCACGGCGACGAUUAUGCUGAUGGGCGACACCUGCACUCGCGGAUGCCGCUUCUGCAGCGUGAAGACCUCGCGCACACCUUCGCCGUUGGACCCGCAUGAGCCUGAGAAUACGGCUGAGGCUAUCUCGCGCUGGGGACUCGGGUACGUGGUGCUCACGAGCGUGGACCGCGACGACCUGGCCGACGGCGGCGCACGCCACUUCGCCGAGACGGUUAUAAAAAUCAAACAGAAAGCGCCCAGUAUCCUUGUCGAGUGUCUGACGGGUGACUACCGGGGCGAUUUGGAGAUGGCGCAGCUGGUUGCGCGGUCCGGGCUGGACGUGUACGCGCACAACGUCGAGACCGUAGAGGCUCUCACGCCCUACGUCCGUGACCGUCGCGCUACAUUCCAGCAAUCAAUCCGCGUCCUCGAUGCCGCGAAGGCCGCGAAACCCGAUCUUAUCACCAAGACCUCGCUCAUGCUUGGCCUUGGCGAGACGGACGAGCAGUUGUGGGACGCGCUUCGCCAGCUCCGCGCCGUGAACGUGGAUGUCGUCACGUUCGGCCAGUACAUGCGCCCGACGAAGCGCCACAUGGCUGUCCACGAGUAUGUCACCCCGGACCGCUUCGAGCUCUGGCGCCAGCGCGCUCUCGACAUGGGCUUCCUCUACUGUGCCUCGGGACCCUUGGUCCGCAGCAGCUACAAAGCCGGUGAGGCAUUUAUCGAGAACGUUCUCAAGAAGCGGCGCGCUGGGUCGGGGGCUACGGAGCGUACGGUUGACCAGACUGUUGCUGCGACUGACGAGGCUACUCGAUAA